AUGCUAACAAGCAAGCUUGGCAGCAUACCAUACAUGAUAUUGAUUGCUCCGGAUCUGGCAACGGUUGCCAGUCUAUCGAGUCUCAUCAGUGAAGCGUCAAGGAUCGGCGAUAGAUUCAUGUACAUUGUGCAGUUGGAGUUCAACCAGGUCGACACAAUGCUUCCAAAAUUGCUAAAAGCCGUAAGUCACAACCUCCAGAAGAGCUGUUUUUCCAAGUUGUGCUCGUUAACCGAGACACAAAUCUCCCUUCGAGGGUCAACCAUCUUUGAACUGUACAUCUUUACUCGAAGACGAAAGAUUAGCACCUCUUCACCAGAAGAUUGCCUCGAAUACAGCGUCAGCAUGAAUGUUCAUAUAAAGCCAAUCGACAGCCGGUCAAGAGGAAUCGGCCGUCGUCUUUUGGUGGAACUGACCUUCGAAUCUCUUCAGCGCACACUUUCACUCGAAAUGGAAGCACUUCGCGCCGGACAGAUGACAUCAGCUACACACUGGAUCAUCAUGGACAUGAGCCAAUCGACAGUUAGUCAAGAGGAAUCGGCCGUCGUCUUCUGGUGGAAGCGACCUUCGAAUCUCUUCACCGAAAACACUUUCACUCGAAAGGGAAGUAACUAA
Molecule: messenger RNA, 612 nt
Organism: Protopolystoma xenopodis
Lineage: Eukaryota; Metazoa; Platyhelminthes; Monogenea; Polystomatidea; Polystomatidae
Source: the annotation of a GenBank genome assembly